AGCCAGAGCCAGCUGCUCGACUCCCUAACUAAAAAGCAGAAGAAGCAUCUAAGGGAUUUCGGCGAGGAGCAUCCCUUCUAUGACAGAAUUGCUUGGGGGCUUCCCUGGUUGCGCAGUGGUUAAGAAUCCGCCUGCCAACGGAGGGGACAGGGGUUCGAGCCCUGGUCCGGGAAGAUCCCACAUGCCGCGGUGCAAGUAAGCCCGUGCGCCACAACUAUUGAGCCUGCACUCCAGAGCCCGCGAGCCACAACUACUGAGCCAGGGUGGUGCAACUACUGAUGCCCGCGAGCCUAGAGCCCCUGCUCCGCAACAAGAGAAGCCACCUCUCGCCGCAACUAGAGAAAGCCCGGGCGCAGCAACGAAGACCCAUAGCAGGGUUUCCAGAAAGGAAGCAAAACCACAGACUUGUCAACUGGCCUGGGCUGUGGAGACCGGGGAAGUACCAGGAAGGGGUGGACGACCCCGACCCAGCUAAAUGGAAGGCCCAGCUCCGCUGUGCGCUCAACAAGAGCAGGGAAUUCAACCUGAUGUACGACGGCACCAAGGAGGUGCCCAUGAACCCAGUGAAGAUAUAUCAAGUGUGUGACAUCCCCCAGCCCCAGGGCUCUAUCAUUAACCCAGGAUCCACUGGAUCUGCUCCUUGGGAUGAGAAAGAUAAUGAUGUGGAUGAAGAAGAUGAGGAAGAUGAGCUGGACCAGUCACAGCACCACGUUCCCAUCCAGGACGCCUUCCCCUUCCUGAACAUCAAUGCUAAUAUUGUGUGUCCUUACGUUAUGGGCCACCUUGGAUCCUUUAUGGAAACAUGUGAACAUAUAUUAAAAAUAAAAAAGUAAAAUGU
Mesoplodon densirostris (Blainville's beaked whale) is the source of this 838-nucleotide messenger RNA. Its product is annotated as interferon regulatory factor 6-like. Gene Ontology annotation, cellular component: nucleus. The transcript is spliced from 6 exons. Gene Ontology annotation, molecular function: DNA-binding transcription factor activity, RNA polymerase II-specific; RNA polymerase II cis-regulatory region sequence-specific DNA binding. Lineage: Eukaryota; Metazoa; Chordata; Mammalia; Artiodactyla; Ziphiidae. Gene Ontology annotation, biological process: immune system process; regulation of transcription by RNA polymerase II. The record is from RefSeq and is a predicted model, not a curated record. Bases 279 to 833 code for a protein of 184 amino acids.